AUGGUGUGGUGGUUGUGUUGGUUUGCGGUAUUGGCGGCAGCGAUAGGCGGUGGAGUCUAUGGAGGAGACGUGACAUAUGACGGCAGAUCCCUGAUCAUCGAUGGCCAGCGAAGGAUGCUGUUUUCUGGCUCAAUUCACUAUCCUCGAAGCACUCCAGAUAUGUGGCCAUCUUUGAUCGCAAAAGCUAAAGACGGAGGAUUAGAUGUUAUUCAAACGUAUGUGUUUUGGAACGUCCAUGAGCCCCAACCUGGGCAGUAUGAUUUUAGUGGAAGACAUGACAUAGUAGGUUUCAUUAAGGAAGUCCAAGCACAAGGGUUAUAUGCGAGCCUCAGGAUUGGACCCUUCAUCGAGAGUGAAUGGUCUUAUGGAGGUUUACCAUUUUGGUUGCAUGAUAUUCCAGGCAUAGUUUAUCGAUCUGAUAAUGAACCGUUCAAGAUUGAAAUGCAAAAGUUUACUACAAAAAUUGUACAAAUGAUGAAGUCAGAGGGACUAUAUGCUUCUCAAGGCGGUCCAAUAAUACUAUCACAGAUUGAGAAUGAGUAUCAAAACGUAGAAAAAGCUUUUCAUGAGAAAGGUCCGCCUUAUGUUCGUUGGGCAGCACAAAUGGCAGUAGGACUUGACACUGGUGUGCCGUGGAUGAUGUGCAAGCAAGAUGAUGCCCCUGAUCCAGUGAUCAAUACAUGCAAUGGAAUGAAAUGCGGAGAAACAUUUGUAGGGCCAAACUCACCAAAUAAGCCGUCAUUAUGGACCGAAAAUUGGACAACUUACUAUCAAGCAUACGGUGAGGAUACAACAUUGAGAUCUGCUGAGGACAUUGCAUUUCAGGUUGCACUGUUCAUUGCGAAGAAAAAUGGGAGUUUUGUAAACUAUUAUAUGUAUCACGGAGGAACUAAUUUUGGAAGAACAGCUUCUGCAUAUGUACUUACUAGUUAUUAUGAUCAAGCUCCUCUUGAUGAGUAUGGUAUGAAAAGGCAGCCAAAAUGGGGCCAUCUCAAAGAGUUACAUGCUGCAAUAAAGCUUUGCUCAGAGCCUUUACUUUCAGGAGCACCAAUUAAUUCAUCUUUGGGACCACAACAAGAAGCCAUUGUAUUCCAUGGGAACUCAGGAAAAUGUGCAGCCUUUCUGCUGAAUAGUAAUGAGAGGGAAAAAGCACCGGUGCAAUUUCAGAAUUCCACAUAUGAAUUGCCUCCAACCUCAAUUAGCAUCUUACCUGACUGCAAGACUGUAGCUUUCAACACUGCAAAGGUGAGUACACAAUACGGUACACGAUCGAUGGUGCCAACCUUGAAGUUCAAUUCAAUUGAUAGAUGGGAAGAAUUUCAUGAACCUGUUCCCUGGUUUGAUGAAACUUCCUUGAGAUCGGAUAAGUUAUUAGAGCAAAUGAAUACGACAAAGGACGUGUCUGAUUACCUUUGGUACACUUUCAGGUUUCAGCACAAUUCCUCUGAUGCACAGUCUGUACUCAAGGUGAACUCUCUUGCACAUGUUCUGCGUGCAUUCGUCAAUGGAGCUCUUGUAGGAUCUGCACAUGGAGCUCAUAAAAAUCCAAGUUGUUCUCUGGAGAAUAUAAUUUCUUUAAACAAUGGGAUGAAUAAUAUCUCGUUACUAAGCAUAAUGGUUGGAUUACCGGAUUCAGGGGCAUUUCUUGAGCGAAGGGUUACCGGAUUACGUAGAGUGACAAUUGCAGACAAAAAAGAACUUGAAAAUUUCACUAACUAUUCCUGGGGAUAUCAGGUGGGGUUGCUGGGAGAGAAAUUGCAAAUUUAUACAGUUGAUGGAUCGAGUAAAGUUCAAUGGAACAAAUUUGACUCCUCUUCUAUACCACUCACAUGGUACAAGACUGUAUUUGACGCACCUGGGGGUAAUGAUCCGGUUGCGUUGAACCUUGGUUCGAUGGGGAAAGGUGAAGCUUGGGUUAAUGGCCAAAGCAUUGGUCGAUAUUGGGUCUCAUUUCAUACCCCUGCAGGGUCUCCUUCUCAGAUAUGGUACAAUAUACCUCGAUCCUUCCUUAAACCUACAGGAAACCUAUUAGUUUUGGUGGAUGAAGAAUUCGGGAACCCUCUUGAUAUUUCUAUAGACACUAUUUCAAUCACAAAAGUAUGCGGGCAUGUCUCUGAUUCACAUUUGCCGCCAGUAGUUUCAUGGAAGAGUUACUACCAGAAUGGUAUGAGGUACGAAAAGCACCAUGACUGGAGACCAAAAGUGGAGCUUCAUUGUCCUUCCAAAAGAAACAUUUCCAGAAUUUUAUUCGCAAGCUAUGGAACUCCUUCUGGUGACUGCAGUAGUUAUGCAGUUGGAAGUUGUCACUCGUCUAAUUCUAGAGCCAUUGUGGAGAAGGCUUGUAUUGGGAAGAGUAAAUGUUCCAUUCCUCAUUCAUAUAAAAGUUUUGGUGGCGACCCAUGUCCAGGCAUUCCUAAAGCACUAUUGGUUGAUGCACAAUGCGAGUGAUACUAGAGCAAUUUUGUACCAUGUCUCACACAGUAUUACAUCAUGUCUCACACAGUUUUACAGUUGUUACUCAGUUUACAAUAUGGAAAGGUUUAUUAAAAUUUAUUCAUUCAUGUAUAUGUUAAAACACAGGUGUUCAAAAAUAUUAUUGGAUAUUAGAUAAAUUCAAAAAUGAUAUACGUUAUUGGAUAUUAGAUG
Cornus florida is the source of this 2646-nucleotide messenger RNA. Its product is annotated as beta-galactosidase 16. NCBI's taxonomy places the organism in Eukaryota, Viridiplantae, Streptophyta, Magnoliopsida, Cornales, Cornaceae. The transcript is spliced from 19 exons. Gene Ontology annotation, biological process: carbohydrate metabolic process. Gene Ontology annotation, cellular component: vacuole; cell wall. Gene Ontology annotation, molecular function: carbohydrate binding; beta-galactosidase activity. Bases 1 to 2448 code for a protein of 815 amino acids. The record is from RefSeq and is a predicted model, not a curated record.